Molecule: messenger RNA, 5212 nt
Organism: Megalops cyprinoides (Indo-Pacific tarpon)
Lineage: Eukaryota; Metazoa; Chordata; Actinopteri; Elopiformes; Megalopidae
Gene: radil2b
Product: ras-associating and dilute domain-containing protein
Exons: 16
Coding region: 326-3880 (1184 amino acids)
Biological process (GO): neural crest cell migration; substrate adhesion-dependent cell spreading; signal transduction
Cellular component (GO): microtubule
Molecular function (GO): GTPase binding
Source: RefSeq, a predicted model, not a curated record
UGCAGGCGAAGUUUUUCUUUUUAUCCCCUUUCCUCAUAUUGGGGAGAGCCACACAGCAAGAUAACGUCUAUCGAUCCUGGGCGCCAAUCCAUGGAUAAAGAGGAGAGUGCUCCCUGGGUGGAUUGGUUGCUAACUAACUAAAGUGCUAGUUUGUUUUGUUUUUGUUUUUGAUGUUGGAUUUUUAAACAAUCCAUAUAGUUUAGAUUAUUGACAACGACUUUUCGCGAGACCUGGGAAUGAGAAAAGGGGACUGUCGCUCCGAACUCGGGAGGCUUUAGCGACUUGCAAAGUAACAGGAAAAAGUACUUGGAAUAUUUAAAACAAAAUGAUUUCAGAGGAGCGAAGCACUCACAUAUCGAAGCAAGCCCUGACCUUUCCUGUGGGUUUACUGAUCAACUCCCCGAAAAGACGACUUGCAAAGAUAGGAAGAAAGCCAAGCAACGGUUCUUUGCAGUCCAGCUCCUCCAGUGCCACCACCAAAUCAGCAGAAAGUGUGGGUGUCAGGCAACCUGCCAAGAACAAGAUCCGACGACACAACAACCGGCUUUCCACCGUCUUCAACCGGAGCCCCCAGUUGCGUGACAGCGGGCAGGGCCAUGGCCACAUGGCCAGCUCAGGGGACGUGUCAGCGGCAGAUGAUCCCUCUGAGCUGUCCAAUCAGAUAUCUGCCCCAGGGAUCCUGAAGAUUUUUGGCAGUGACAUAUGCAAAGGUGCCAACUACAAGAGCGUCCUGGCCACUACACGCUCCAGUGCUAAGGAGCUUGUCAAAGAGGCCCUAGAGAGAUAUUCUCUUGACAAGGCUGAAGCUGGUGCCUAUGUUUUGUGUGACGUGAUUGGCCGCAUUGGGGAGGACUGCCAGUGGACGAUGGAGUGUUUUCGGGUUGUGGGUGACAACGAGAAGCCACUCAUUUUGCAAUCCUUGUGGAAACCCAAGGAAGGCUUUGCCCGGCGAUUCGAGAUUCAGAAGCGAGCUAGUGUGGAGGAGAAGAGUGCAGAGGAGAAAGACACAGUCACUGCAGGCAUUAACGCCCAGGCGCGGAAGUUGCAGAAGAUCCGCUCGCGGGUCACCUCGGUCUUCAUCGAGGGCAGCGGCUGCGGUGGGGAGGCGGACGGCGGUCUGGGGCUGUGGAAGAGCCUGAGCGAAAUGGACUUGUCUGUGAGGGCCAAGGAGGGCCGGCAGAGCCACAAGGCCCUGCUGCAGGAGGACCUGGAGUCCGAGCCCGACAAAGAGGCUCACUGUGUGGCCCAUGAAAAAGAGGAGACGGAGAGCAGCGACGACAACGCCACACAGUACUCCAUUCACCCGCCCUUCGACUUCCCCUACUUCCUGCUGCUGCAGGGCUACAGUUACAGACAGGAUUUUGUCAUCUACCUGAUGAGUGGGAUGACCACGAUCUUCGGACGCUGCAGCGAGCACUCCACGGGGGAGGAUGUGGAGAGGCUGAAGGUGGACAUUCUGCUUUCGGCUCCAGACAUCCUGCCCCAGCACUGCUGUGUGCGUCGUAUGGAGGCCCCCAGCCAGGGGGACGGGAGGAGGACAGUCACCCUGAUGAAACCUCUCCAUGGUGCCUCAGUCACGUGUAACGGCAUCCCUCUAAAGGACGAGUCUGAGCUCCGCCCGGGCGAUCUCAUUGGUCUGGGCGAGCACUACCUGUUCAUGUUCAAAGACCCCACCGUGACCGUCGCCUGCCAGACACCGUCCUGGCUGAGCUGGUCAUCUUCCUACCCAAUGGCGUCUGUCUGUAAAAUGUGUGGUUCCUCCCUCGCGGAGACCCAGGCGAGGCCCCGUGUGCAACGGGUCCCUGCGCCCUGUCUGAAGGACUCUGACGGCCAGGAUCUCCUCUUGGUCUAUGAGCUGGAACAUGAGGAUCACAUCCUGAAGGAAAUUAUUGCAAUGGCCGAUCCUCAUGGGGAGGACCCCAAAUUGACCCCUGCCCUCCUCAUGUGUCUGUGCAUGCAGCACUCUGCCACGUGUUUCCGAAUGGCUGACUUCCGUCGGCUUCUGCUCCGGAUUGCCAGCCAAGUGCAGAUGACCAUGUGGGAAAAGACCAAGGAGCUUGCGGCAAUUCAGCCAGAAACGAGCUCUGAUGCAGGGCAACAGGACCCAGAGCAGCUGCAGCUGCUGACCAUAGAAGAGCUGACCCCAGGUCUGCAGCCGCUGCUGCAGUGGAUGGCCAACGCCAUCGAGCUGCUUCACUUCAUCCAGCAGGAGGUGCCCCAGCUGCUGCGCUGGAUCCCUGAGGAGGAUGAUGAGAACAUGUGCCUGGAUUCUGACCUGACUUCCACGCAGUCAGCCAGCGAGGAGGCAAUGACAGUCCUGGAGGAGGUGAUCAUGUUCACCUUCCAGCAGUCUGUCUACUACCUCACCAAAACCCUAUACACAGUGCUGCCUGGCCUGUUGGACUGUAACCCCUUUUCUGAGAGCGGGCAGCUGCUGGUGCCCGAGGGUGUCAGUGCUAUCCUGGACAUUCUGAAGCAGACAUUGCAGCUACUCAACUCCUUCCAAGUGCACGCGGAGAUUGCCUCCCAGCUCUUUGCCUAUCUCUUCUUCUUCACCAAUGCAUCACUCUUCAACGCUCUCAUGGAGAGAGGCUCUGGAGGUGGAUUUUAUCAGUGGUCCCGAGGGGUUCAGAUCCGGGCCAAUCUGGACCUUCUGAUGGACUGGAUUCAGGGCACAGGGUUGGGUGAUCUGGCCUCAGACUUCUUCCACAAGCUCUCCUCGGCAGUCAAUCUGCUGGCCACUCCCAAAGAAAACCUGCUGCAGGCCUCGUGGCGCUCUCUUCGGGCUGAGUUUGUGCACCUGAACCCGGCCCAGUUGCACCACAUGCUGCGGGAGUAUAAUCCAGGACGGGCCUGUCCCGCCAGCUGGAGUCCCACGCCAGAGGAGGCUGACGCCGCCUUGAACACUGCUGAUAUCCUGGAAAGUUUCGACAACCAUCCGCCCCUCAUCCUGCCCAGCAGCAACUUUCACCUGGAGCUGGGAAAGCCUGUCAAGGAUAGGAGUCUGUGUGGCCAGCUGGCCCGGCUCCAGGAAUUUCUCCUGAGUCUCAGAGAUCUACCUGCCAGCCCCAAGCUACAGAGUCGCCACCCAGAGCCAGAGAAGGAAGCCCAGUCAGAGUCCCUUCCUCCCAUUGUUGGGAGCCAGGAUUCCAUGGUCCCAGUGGAGGCUGAGGUCGCCAAAGUGACAGCUCUUCUUGCAGAGGAAGAGGAGUCAGAGCGGAGAAAGACAGUCUCAGCCACACCCCCUCUCGUCAGGGCAUUUCGCACAACUGGCACCGGUGACCUCAGCAGCUGUGAGGCGGUUCUGACGCAGAAGCUGAAGAACCUGGAGCUCCAGAGCACCCUGCCGGGAGAGCCGGACCUGAGCUGUCACAAGCGGCUCGCCCUGGACCCUUCCUGCCUCUUGACCCCACCCAACACGCCCCAGGGCCAGGAGCUGGCCGACCCAGAAGGUGACCCACAGGAGGGCACUGCGCGGCACACCCCACCCAUCAGCCAGUGUGCUGUGGCCCAUCGGGAGAAAGGUGAGAGUCGAUUGCGAGACACCCUCAAUGAUAGGAGUGGAGAACAAGAGGAAGAAGAGGUGUUCACUGUAGAGCUGCAGAGGGGACCUCAUGGACUUGGCCUGGCUCUGGUGGAUGGAAUGAAAACGGCAUUGAAAAUGAGUGGGAUUUACAUCAAAUCAGUGGUGCCAGAGUCGCCUGCCGCCUUGUGCCAGAAGCUGAGUCUGGGGGACCGCAUCCUGGCGGUGAAUGGCUUUAGCCUGGUGGGAAUGGACUACCACACUGGAAGGGAACUGAUUCGGACAUCAGGAGACAGGCUGCGGUUACUGGUGGCCAAAUCCGAAUCGGCUGUCCAGAGCUCGUUUGCGAAAUGCUGAGUGGACAAAAGAGAGACUAAGCUGCAGUUGCCUCCUCAGGAACAGGAAGUACACUUACAAGCUCAGGAGGGGCACUGUGUGGCAGCGCACGGGUUUGCCGUGUUUGAGGUUCUGUGAUUGGUUAUCAGAGAUAUAUGCAGAGACGGAUGCUACCUACUGAAGCACAUCUGUGGGAUGUGUCCUAAAACCAGAGGUACCUGUCUUCAGGAAGAAAAGACAAAAAGGUCACUUUGGUAUUUUGAUGUUGCCAAUUUCUGUUUUCUUCGGAGCCUACUAUUUCUGAAGCACAUUUGGUGAAAAUCAUUAAAUCCAUUUUGCUUCCUUUAUUCCCUGAUUGAAAACAUCAGCAUUUUACAGUCUUUAAGAUACAUGUUGAUCUGUUGCCCCUUGCUGCCUGUAACUAGGGUUGCAAGGUGUGUCUACUGGAUUUGUUUGUAUUACACAAUGAUCAGUAUUAUGUGGCAAAGGUAAUGGAAGCAGUUUGGCUUAUCUGAAAUGGAUGGUGUCAAAAACUCUCUGGAAGACUGCAGCGGGGAGAAAACAACGCAAACACAGUUAAUUUUCGCUCAAGCAUCAAGAUGGAGUCCACAUGAGAAAGUUCCUGCACCUUCCAUUUCACGUUGCUAUUUUUGCCACGUGUCAGAUUUUGCCAGGAGCACAGGCAGCUGCACUAGAAGGAAGGGCUGUGGUUUAGGCCGUGAGAGAAUUAAGAGGCCCGACAGCUGCUUGCAUUAGUGUGCCAUUUCAUGGUCUUCCAGGGCACUAAGCAUCUGCCACAAAUGUAUUGAAAAUACUGUAUGUCUGUCUGGACUGCACUGCCAAGCUUUUAAAACCAUGUUUUACCCAGCCACAAUAUGCAAGCAUAAGCAAACAUGCAUGAUCUUUACUGUGUAAACAAUAGUGAAUCUCUUGUCUGUCCUUAUUUAAUUGGGAGAGUGCAUUAAGAAUCAUAAAGUGUGUUGAGACUAUAAGGUCCUUCUAUUUUUGGAAAUACCAGAACACUAUCAAAUUGCUUUUUGAGGGGUGAGUUCACCAGAGACCAUUAAAAUAACUCUCAAAUUGACAUUUUGGUAUGGGGAAAUGUACAUUGUAUCAAAGCAGUUUACUAAACCCAUGCUGUAUAUGUACUCAAGAAAAACCUUAUGCUACUCUUAAUUACCAUCUGACUGAUUCAGUCCUAAGUCCAGGUUUUUGUGUGGAAAAACAUGGCCCUUUUUGCUGUUGCCAGUAAGACAGUGUUAUUUAAUCAGUUUUAAUGAUAAAAAAUCACCUUGAUUUUGUCACAGUUAUAUUCAGUUAUAUCGGUAUGUAUGUUACAUAAGUAUUUCCUUU